Podarcis muralis (Common wall lizard) is the source of this 845-nucleotide messenger RNA. It is a transcript of the gene EFCAB9, whose product is annotated as EF-hand calcium binding domain 9. Gene Ontology annotation, biological process: flagellated sperm motility. The record is from RefSeq and is a predicted model, not a curated record. Gene Ontology annotation, cellular component: cytoplasm; sperm principal piece. Gene Ontology annotation, molecular function: calcium ion binding; calcium ion sensor activity. Lineage: Eukaryota; Metazoa; Chordata; Lepidosauria; Squamata; Lacertidae.
AAAAUGAAGCUGAAACCCAAAUGCUUCCUGCACUUUCUGUGUUUGGAUAAAAUCUACUGCUUGUUAUCUGUCAGAAACGCAAGGGCACUGGCGUCCUACUUUCAACUGCUCGAUGUUCACAAAAAUAAUUCUCUGAAUGAUCUGCAGUUUUACAACUUUCUCCACUAUGUAACUGACCUGAGCAAGGCUCAGAUCAUGCUGGUGUUUGACCUACUGGACUGGGAUGGCAAAGGGGAGGUCAACUUUGAUGAAUUCUACAUGUUGGUGUGCAUCAUAAUGUCCCAUGAGAACCACCUUGAAAAGCAGUUCAUGUAUCGUCAUUGUCAUCCAGUUUUUGAGCUGCUGGACAUUGAUGGAGGGCACACAGUCGGCCCAGCAGAGUUCCAAUCCACUCGCUUCCUCUUUAAUAUUAAAAAGACCGAGCUGAGUCAGAUAUUCAAGGACUUUGACAUCUCUGGUGAUGAGCAACUGAACUACAAGGAGUUCAGGAUGUUCACUAUCUUCUGCAUUGACAGACAACAGAGGAAGGCAAGGGAGAAACUGAGGAAGCAGAUAGCUAAGGCUGAAGCUGCAGCAGCAGAAGCAGAAUCAUUAUCUGAAUUUUCUUUCAGUGACCUUUAAUUACAUAUGAAAGAAAAGAGUGUUGUUUCCCCGGCAGCCAGAAAUUUAAAAAACGAAACAACCCGUCUCCACACCACAUGAAGCAGAACACACGAUAAACACUCAUUAAAAACAAUUUGCAGGCUGUUUACAAAGAUCAGAAGAGAACAGUGAGAAUAAAAAUGUGUGUUGGGCUAUAUAAACACAAUAACUUUCUAAAUAAAUAAAUAAAGGUUAGUUUUUCA